Molecule: messenger RNA, 1660 nt
Organism: Gadus chalcogrammus (walleye pollock)
Lineage: Eukaryota; Metazoa; Chordata; Actinopteri; Gadiformes; Gadidae
Product: C-type lectin domain family 4 member G-like
Exons: 7
Coding region: 125-1225 (366 amino acids)
Molecular function (GO): signaling receptor activity
Source: RefSeq, a predicted model, not a curated record
UGUAAUUGCUAUCAUUUCUUCUGUGCUCACUUCUAUCCAGGUCUUAGUGGAUGGAUCACUGCUGUUCAGUAUAUUGAACUCUUUGGAAUUAAUACAGAAGAUCUCUUUUUUCCAGAGCUUUACAAUGAUGGGCUUUGAAUUGGAUGACAGCUUAAAGACAUAUAAUCCAGGCAAAGAAAGUCACCGGACUGUCCUGUGGUUAAAAGAGAGACCCUUCAGAGCGGCUGCAGUCUGUCUUGGCGUGUUAUGUGUUGUACUUCUGACUGGGAUCAUCAUCGUAGCCGGCCAACAUAACCAUGCGGCAGUGGAACAACCUACCCCUAGCUGUAACCUGAUUGGAGAGCAAGUCCAGCUAGGGACCAUAUGCAACCUGACUGAUUUGAGACGUGAACAGACAAGGAAUAAAAAUGUGACUAAGGAGAAAGACCAGCUAAGGAUUACUUGCACCAACCUGAUCCAAGAGCAAGACUUCUUCGGAACCAGUAACAAAUACCUGACUAAGGAAAUGAACCAGUUACAGACCAUUAACAAUAACCUGACUCAAGAGAGAGACCUCCUACAAACCUCCAACAAUAACCUGUCUGAGGAAAUGUACCAGUUGCAGACCAUUAACAAUAACCUGACUCAAGAGAGAGACCUCCUACAGACCAGUAACAAAUACCUGACUAAGGAAAUGAACCAGUUACAGACCAUUAACAAUAACCUGACUCAAGAGAGAGACCUCCUACAAACCUCCAACAAUAACCUGUCUGAGGAAAUGUACCAGUUGCAGACCAUUAACAACAACGUGACCCUGGAGAGAGACCAGCUGAAAGAGCUCCAAAGGUUGAGUGACGGGGGAGGUUGUUUGGUGGGAUGGCAGCCUCAUGGUGGCAGUUGCUACUUUCUGUCUGCUGAAAAGAAAUCUUGGAUGGCCAGCCGGAAGGACUGCCAGGACAAAGAAGCUGAUCUGGUCAUCAUCCACAGCGAGGAGGAACAGAAUUUCAUCAACAUUUUCGGUUGGGUUAGGUCCGUCUGGAUUGGUCUGCAUGACAUGGAAUCCGAAUCGGAGUGGAAGUGGGUAGAUGGAUCACCCAUGAACCUGAGUUUAUGGAAUCCUGGUGAACCCAACAAUGAUUGGAAUGAAGACUGCGCAGAGUUGAUGCCAGAGUCAAAAACCUGGAAUGAUCUCCCUUGUUCCUUGGAAAGGCACUGGGUUUGCAAGCAGCAAAUUCUGUUAAAAUAAAUUGACAACCAGAGAUCAAAACCUCUAUGAAAUGAAGAUUGCAUUGGAGACAAAUUCCAUAGAUAUGUUAUAAUAUGAGUAUAAUUCAUUUCCUAUUCUUUACUUUUGUUGUUAAUUUCUACCACAGGAUUAGAUGGUUCCAGUUAGGCAAAACCACUUCAGAUCAACUGUGGCUCUCAUCCUGAUCAAUAGGCCCUGUGCCUGAUCACAUGGGCACAGGGCCUGCCUCGGAUUUUCAAUUUGGAUGGGAAAUUACUUAAAUCUCACACACAAGGACACACACAUGCACAUAGGCACACACACCCACACACCCAAACUCCCACCCUAUUGGGUAGAGAGAUAUUGCUCCCCACUUAUGUAAAUUGUUCAAUGUAUCUUGUUCUUGUGUUUUUUAUGAUUGUUGAUUAUGUUUUCUGUUUUUAAACUGCCCUGUAA